AUGGAUAAUGGCAAGUGUAUUGAUACUUUCCACUUUUGGACAGCCAUAUCUUCCGUUGAUAUCCUUACAGAGUUAAUCAUUUGCCUACUCCCGAUUUAUAUCAUCAAGCCCGUCCAGGUUAGCUUUGGAAAGAAAGUCCCUGUCGUGGUCGCAUUCGCGUACCGCAUAACUGUAAUAAUAGCGACCAUCAUGCGCCUUGUUUUCAUGCGCAAUGCCCCCAAUUCCACGGACAUGACACAAUCUGCCUUUGAGACCAGGAUCACCACCCAAUGCGCCCUAUGCGUCACCCUCAUUACAGCAUGCAUUCCCUGCUUAAAGCCUUUUCUCGACGCUUUCGAUAGCGGAAUGCUCGGCAUCGGCCUGCGAAAGCGCACUAUCGGGAGCCAUAGUGACUCUUAUGGCAACUCAUAUGCGUUGACGAGUAUGAGCCGUGGAGCAAAAGAGGCCACAAGGCGUUCUCGAUACUUGGAAGACGAGGUCGAGGGACUUGGAACAUCCGCCGCUGCUUUUGCAGUUACCGAUCCUGUCAAGCCACAGAAACUAGAGGAAAUAAGUCAUUCGAUGGGAAUCCAAAGGACGGAUCAGUGGAGCGUGAGGCGUGAGUAUAUCGAUACGAAGCCCGGGUCAUUCGGGGAGGGGUUAGAGGAGUCCGAGACAAGCGGUAGCCGAGUUGAGCAUUCAUUGUGA
Messenger RNA from Penicillium expansum, 687 nucleotides. RefSeq lists its product as uncharacterized. The record is from RefSeq and is a predicted model, not a curated record. Bases 1 to 687 code for a protein of 228 amino acids. The transcript is spliced from 3 exons. Lineage: Eukaryota; Fungi; Ascomycota; Eurotiomycetes; Eurotiales; Aspergillaceae.